Molecule: messenger RNA, 1612 nt
Organism: Pistacia vera
Lineage: Eukaryota; Viridiplantae; Streptophyta; Magnoliopsida; Sapindales; Anacardiaceae
Product: thaumatin-like protein 1
Exons: 3
Coding region: 179-1207 (342 amino acids)
Biological process (GO): defense response
Cellular component (GO): extracellular region
Source: RefSeq, a predicted model, not a curated record
CGUACUUGCUAUACGUUUCCGCACAGGCGCACAUGAUCCUCACUUCUCCACUCUUUAAAUACUAAUGUUUCAAAUUACAAGAAUCUAUAGCUCUCUGCCUCUCUCCAAAACGUAAUCGACAUUAACAAAAACAGAGAGCAACAAGAAUCCAACUCCUUCCUCAUCUGCUAAUACUCAAAUGGCACGCAUACAGUUUUCGAUCAUCUUAUUUGCUCUAUAUCUUCUCCAGCUACUUUCAGGCACAUUAUCAGCAACGUUUACAAUAACAAACAAGUGCAGCUACACAGUCUGGCCAGGGAUACUUUCUGGAGCUGGAACCCCACAACUUUCCACCACAGGCUUCUCUCUGGAAUCAGGCCAGUCAACUUCAAUCUCGGUGCCUACUUCUUGGUCAGGACGUUUAUGGGGUCGCACUUUCUGCACCCAAGACUCCACAACUAACAAAUUCACUUGCCUAACCGGUGACUGUGGCUCUGGCACUCCAGAAUGCUCUGGUAGUGGAGCAGCCCCUCCUGCCACCCUGGCUGAAUUCACUCUAAACGGUGCAGACGGGCUCGAUUUUUACGACAUUAGUCUUGUUGACGGCUAUAACCUUCCCAUGCUGGUUACACCCCAAGGUGGAAGUGGAGGGAACUGUACUAUAACUGGAUGUGUUGUGGACUUGAACAAUGGAUGUCCGACGGAGCUUAAGGUUACUGAAACGGCGAAUGGCGAGGCCGUUGCCUGUAAAAGCGCAUGUGAAGCAUUUGGUGAUCCUCAAUAUUGCUGCAGUGGAGCAUAUGCAACACCAGAUACAUGCAAGCCAAGUUCUUACUCCAUGUUUUUCAAAACUGCGUGUCCUAAAGCUUACAGCUACGCCUACGAUGAUGGAACAAGUACCUUCACUUGUGCCGCCGCCGAUUAUGCUAUCACUUUCUGUCCUAGUCCAAGCACAAGUGUCAAGUCCGCCAAUGGCCAAUUCCCGGGGGCUGCUAAUGUAUCAGCCGGCUCUCGACAUUCAACGCCCACUUCCAUCAGUGCUACCAUCGUAAUUUCAGCCGCAAUUGGGAAGUUUUGGAUGUAUUAUUUGAAAUGUCUUAAGUUCAGUUCACCCAAAUUACUUGUGACCACUGAAGAAAUUUACUUAAUUGUUAACUUUAAAGUUCCUCUUACUGCCCUUUUUAACUUUUUUGGGCUUGGGAAUUUUGCUCAUUUAGCCUCAGGCUAACGUCUUAGGUCCACUGAGUGGGUCCUGCAGGGUUUCGAGAUGCUGCAGGCAGCUUGCCUCAAAACUUGGACGGCAAAAAUAAGGCCCAAAUGGUCAACUCGCUUAGACACUAGCCUGCAACACCAUUCUGGGAAUUCUUUAAUCGAAUUUCAGGUGAGAAAUGUGGGAGGAUACAAAUGAGACAUAUAUACAUCAGCAGUCACGUUGCUUGAUUUGAAGACACAAACUAUGACUCGGCGCUAGCGUAUUGAAGUUUGUUUUUUUAAUAUUUGAUUUUCUUAUUUCAAAUUUUCAAUACUAAAGAAGUAGUGGAGGAGGGAAUUAUUAAUUGAGUAUGUGUAAGGUUUAGCAACCGUCCGUCUAGUAUUGCCAAUCGAGAAGAGAUGAUGAGUUCAUAUAUAUUCU